AUGACAGUAUCUAACAUCUUUUCUGCUGUAUAUUUCCUCUCUUAUUUUGUGACAGAUUCCAUUGAAUGUCAAGAAUGCUAUCAAGAUUACUGGUCAAAUCCUCGGAGAGAUGAAUGUGUGAAGAAGGAAAUUGAAUAUUUGUCAUAUGAGGAAACUAUGGGAAUUUUGCUAACAGCUGUUUCUAUUACUGGUGUAUUUAUGACAAUGGUAAUAGCAAUCAUAUUCUUUAGACAUAAAAAUACCCCAAUUGUCAAAGCCAACAACUCUGAGCUGAGCUUCCUGCUGCUCUUUUCUCUGACUCUGUGUUUCCUCUGUUCACUUACUUUCAUUGGUCAGCCCUCUGAGUGGUCCUGUAUGCUGCGGCACACAGCGUUUGGGAUCACCUUCGUCAUCUGCAUCUCCUGUGUACUGGGAAAAACUAUAGUGGUGUUAAUGGCUUUCAGGGCUACACUUCCAGGCAGUAAUGUCAUGAAAUGGUUUGGGCCUCCGCAGCAGAGACUCAGUGUACUUUUUUUCACUCUCAUACAGGUCCUUAUAUGUGUGCUUUGGUUGACAAUAUCCCCUCCUUUCCCGUUUAGAAACCUAAAGAACUACAAGGAAAAAAUAAUCCUAGAAUGUCAUUUGGGCUCAAACGUGGGUUUCUGGGCUGUGCUGGGUUAUAUAGGUUUUUUGGCUCUGUUAUGUUUUCUUUUGGCUUUUCUGGCUCGGAAGUUGCCUGAUAACUUUAACGAAGCCAAAUUUAUCACAUUUAGUAUGCUGAUCUUCUGUGCAGUCUGGCUCACAUUUAUUCCGGCUUACGUCAGCUCUCCUGGAAAAUUCACUGUAGCUGUAGAGAUAUUUGCCAUUUUAGCAUCAAGCUUUGGCUUAUUAUUCUGCAUAUUUCUUCCAAAGUGUUACAUAAUAAUACUAAAACCUGAGAAGAAUACUAAAAAGCAACUCAUGGGCAAAGUUAUGUGA
Molecule: messenger RNA, 957 nt
Organism: Ictalurus furcatus (blue catfish)
Lineage: Eukaryota; Metazoa; Chordata; Actinopteri; Siluriformes; Ictaluridae
Product: extracellular calcium-sensing receptor-like
Exons: 2
Coding region: 1-957 (318 amino acids)
Biological process (GO): G protein-coupled receptor signaling pathway
Cellular component (GO): membrane
Molecular function (GO): G protein-coupled receptor activity
Source: RefSeq, a predicted model, not a curated record